Molecule: messenger RNA, 981 nt
Organism: Anopheles merus
Lineage: Eukaryota; Metazoa; Arthropoda; Insecta; Diptera; Culicidae
Product: keratin, type I cytoskeletal 9-like
Exons: 6
Coding region: 205-783 (192 amino acids)
Source: RefSeq, a predicted model, not a curated record
CGCAGCGCUAGGGACAACCGUGCCCAGCGCAGCAUAAAAACCAUUAUUUGUCUAUCGAUUGAAAGCAGUUGCGCGAGCGUCGUCGGACGGAAAGCACGGAAUCGCGUGAUCGUGAAGUUACCGUACCACACUGUAACCCGCUGUCCGAUUGUUGUUGUUUGAUUGUGAAAUCUGUGAAGAGUCACCACCGCACCCCGUUUCAGCAUGAAACUGUUUGUAGUGUUGAUGGCCCUGGUGGCCGCUGCGGUUGCUGCACCGGCGCCCCAGUUUGGCUUCGGAUAUCCCGGCUUUGGAGGAGGAAAAUUCUAUAGGAAAGCACUACGUAGAGGCUUUAUUCCGGUAGCGGUUCCGGUUCCAGUAGCGGUAGCACCGAUCGGUGUAGCGCCGGUCGGUGUACUAGCCCCAGUCGGAUACGUAGAUCCAGGAUACCGACACCAUCCACGCUUCUAUCGCCCGUAUCCAGGCCCCCACUAUGGUGGACACUACGGUGGUCCGGUCGGUGGUCUGCUGGGUGGUGGUGGUGGUGGAUUCUCCGGCAGCCAGGCUAACGCACAGUCCGCCUCGUUCAACAUCGGUCUAGGCGGCAUUUCGGGCUCGUUCAGUAACUCGAACGCUAACUCGUUCGGCGGUGGCCAUGGCGGUGGUUUCGGUGGAUCCGGUGCACAGGCAUCGGCACAGUCCGCCUCGUUUGGCGGCGGUUUGGGAGGUUUCGGUGGUUCGGCCUCCAAUGCCCAAGCGUCGGCCAAUUCGUUCGGUGGAGGCGGCGGUGGUUUGUUCUUCUAAGUGAAGCGACCCUUUUGGAGUCUGUAAAUAAGCAACGUCGCUAGCUGGUAGCGAUAGAUGACACAACCACUCAUUUACAUCGUCAAGAUAUUGGCCGUGAACGGAAUCGGUCGUUCUCGGCUGCGCUGAAGCCAUUUUCGUGUUGUAAGCUAUUUCUAUAUGUUUAUUUAUGAAUAAAAUAUCGUGGAAAAAUUGAAA